CCAUCUCUCUUCCUAUUUGAAACAAAACGUAAAGACACCAACGGCAAUAGGAAUAAGUUGAAAAAUCUUCCUGCAAAUGGUGGAACUUCUAGUUUGGUAGCGAAAAAUUCGACAGUUCAUGAGGGGAAAACGAAGCGAAAUGUUAAAAGAGUUUUACCUCCCGAAAUUAUUUCAAAGAUAUUUCGUUUUCUCACUCCAUCCGAACUCCUGACAUGUGCCCGUGUUUGCGAGAGCUGGAGGGUUAUCAGUGAUGAAUCCACAUUAUGGCUGAAUCAUUUGAAUAACUUUCCUCGAUGUGUACGAGAUUCUCUUCUUCCCGACGAAAGAAAGUCGGGAAUAUUUCUGUGGAAACGUGAAAUCAUUCGUAGAACCGUGCUCCACCGUGAUAAAAAAGCAAUGUCUCUCUUGAAGAAAGCUCGACCGUUUAUUGGACAACUCGGAUCACGUGUGUCAUCAGCCAUGGAGAAAUGUUUCAAAUUUCUAUCGCUAAAAUGGCGACUGGAGUUCAUCGAUAAAGAUGGCUGCUCCCACGCAUUUCAUCACGACGACAUGUUUUAUUUUACCUCUUCUUUGACUGCGCGUUGGUUUAAUUUACAGCUUCCAAACAUAUCAAAGUUGAAAUCUUUUUCGAUCUCAGCUAGCACGGCCGUGUUUUAUCACAGAGACUGGACACCACAGAAGAAUAGUGCUAGAAGACAAGCUUUGUUACUUUCCUAUCGAGUCAAAGAUCUUUACCUCUCGAGGAAUAAUGCCACAAGCGACACAACUCUGAUCACUCUUCAUACCAUCCAGCCUGGAUUAAUGUUGGCCGUUUGGAGCGACUCUUGGCAGAAUGGUGGUGAUCUCGCCUGGAUCUCGAUCUGUUUACCAUACUUUCAGCUUAUGGAGAAAAUUUUACAAGCCACGAAAGAAAGUCCCCACGUACCCACUCCUCACAAGCCAAUCUACGAUGACUUGGAUUCGCAAUAUGGACUAAGACGUUAUUCAUUAACGGUAGAGCUGCGUAAUCAACGGAAAAUCAUUUGGUCCAAUCAUUACAGAGAAUUGUAUAGAGAAUCAUUUAAAGACGAAGGUUUGGUGUUACAUAGCGGGCAAGAUGAAGAAGGUGUAUUCGACAUGCACGCAUCGCUCCCAUGGAAAACGACGCUGUUUAAAAACAUUUUAAAUGAUGUGGUCAUUUUGGAUUUGACUUUAAUGGACGAACAUGAAAGACCAUUGUGGGUUGUCAGCUCUGCUGUCAAGAUAAAGAAAGUUGAAGAAACCGAAGUUGAUUACACUGACUGUGGUGGAGUACAUUCUUGCGUCGAAUACAAGGAUGACAGGGGAUUAGUUGGGAUGAAAUUGAUAUGGAUGGAAGACGAUGGACGGACUGUGGUUAAAGAUCUUAAAAUUCUUCUGCCGAAAUCAGUUGUCAAUCGUUGGUUUGGUACAAGUUACUGAAUGCUGCAAUGGCGGUAACAGCUACAUCUCAGGGGAGCUUUGAAGACGACAUGGUCGGUGCUGAUGAGCAACAGCAUGAACGACAUCAACUAUUGAAGAAGAAAUCGUUUGGACUGACGAGCAGAAUAACAAUUCUUGUGCACAUAGAACAGCUAUUAAAAUGUUAAACUGUCGUUACAAGUUCAUGUUAUAGAAAUAUGAAAUGAAAUCAUUGA
Messenger RNA from Xenia sp. Carnegie-2017, 1655 nucleotides. RefSeq names its product F-box only protein 15-like. The transcript has 16 exons. Gene Ontology annotation, molecular function: protein binding. NCBI's taxonomy places the organism in Eukaryota, Metazoa, Cnidaria, Anthozoa, Malacalcyonacea, Xeniidae. The annotation marks the transcript as partial. The record is from RefSeq and is a predicted model, not a curated record.